AUGUAUCGUAUGUGUCUUGGAAAUAAAUUCAAUGAAGAUGCAUUGCUUAAAGCUUUAAGUAGGGAAACCGAUGGUUCCGAUAUCAAUGUGAUCGAUACUUCGACAAAUUAUUGUGAUGGAGAUAGUGAAAAGUUGAUUGGAAAAUUUUUAUCGAAUACUGAAAGAAAACUUUUAUCCCGUUCUGAAAUAUUUCUUGCAACUAAAUAUGGUUAUAUCCAAGGAAAUAACAUGAAUUUGUACCAUAAUGGAGCGUUUAAAAAAGUUCCAGAUGAACAUAUCGUACACUAUACACCCAAUUGCUUUCAUUGCAUUCAUCCAGAAUUUAUGAAAGAUCAAUUGAACCGAAGUUUGCAUCGUAUGCAAACGGAAUAUGUUGAUAUUUUGUUCAUUCAUAAUCCAGAAUAUUUUCUUAUGAAUAAAAUCAAAUCUUCCAAUGAAAAUGUGAAAGAAUAUCAAAAGCAAAUGUUGGAUAGGAUUAGUCAAUCGUUCGAAGCAAUGGAAGAAGCAAUUGACAAAGGUCAAAUUCGUUCCUAUGGUAUUAGCUCCAAUAGUUUUUCCGUACCUGAAGAAGACAAACAUUUUUUGCCUUUUUAUGAUUUGAUCGAUCGUGCAAAAGAAGCUUCGAAGCGCGUAAGAGGAACCGAAAAACAUGGGUUUUCUGCGGUGCAGAUGCCCGCUAAUUUAUUAGAAAGACAUGGAUUAAAGACCACCGCGAUUUGGGCAAAAAAGAACGGAUUAAAUGUGCUUGUUAACAGGCCUCUUAAUGCUUUCAACGAAGACGGUGCCUUUCGUUUGGCGAGUUAUCCUAAAACAAAUUAUGAACACGUGAAAAAUUCUACAUUUGAAAAGUUGGGGCAAAAUUACGGCGGAAUUCUAGAUCUGAUUAAACAGAUGGAUAAUCUACUUCCCAAGAUUAAAAAUGUAUUUCAAUGGGAAAAUUAUCGUAUUUCAGUCUAUUCUUCACUUGGACAGUUUCGAGGAAAUCCUGAUGUUAAUUCGAUCUUGCAGCCAUUCUUGGAUACAUUUGAUUCAGAAGUAAGAUAUCGUGGAUCACAAGCCGUUAGAAAAUAUUUAAUUGAAAAAUAUAAUAUAGAUGAGAAUGAAAGUAUCGAAAAAAUUGCCUUGGAAUAUUUAUUUAAUAGUGGGGUCGUUGAUGUGGUUUUAAUGGGAAUGACUCGCGAAGAGUAUGUUGAAUUUGCAAAGGAAAUGCUUCGUAGAUUUAAACAUUAG
This is a messenger RNA of Funneliformis geosporum, 1230 nucleotides long. Lineage: Eukaryota; Fungi; Glomeromycota; Glomeromycetes; Glomerales; Glomeraceae. The record is from the annotation of a GenBank genome assembly.